CUGGCUGGCUAGGCCUGAGGAGUGAAGCAUCUUCCUUGGUGGCGGGUGUGUGUAAGAAGGAGGAGGCUGAAGGCUGUUUCGGCGUCGUGGGGUAAUGCACAAAGGACCCUUAUCAUUGGACUGCGUCGGGAGGAAGUGAGCGCUCUAAGGAAGGGCAAGAAAGAGUAUAAAGGGAGGUGGGGGAGUCAGAAGAACUUUUAAUAAAAGGGAAAGUGCGUCUUUGCUGGACGGUGUAGGAAAGGAGGAGAAACCAGCAGCAGAAAAAAAAUCACCUGAAAGGGUAACCUCGAGCAUCCUUCGUUCUUGGACACUUCAACCAAGCUUCCAGCCCAGCCCAUCCAGAACCAGGUGAGCGGCCGCACCUCCCUGGUGUCUGCAGGACCUGCUCCUCCAUGAACUUGCCAAGUACUGAGCCCCUUCGCUCCACACCCCCACGCAGCCUCCGGAGCUCGGAUGGGGAAGACGGUGAGAUCGAUAUACUGGGAGAGGAGGAAGAUGAAGACGAGGAGGAGGAAGAGGAGAACGACGAGCCUGAGAGGAGCCAGCGGCUCUUAGAGCAGUUGCACCAGCCAGAGCCGCAGGGGGCGCGGCGGGGCGCGGGCGCACUUCCCCGAGACCGCCCUGAGAGCGGCUGCUGCCCGAGCGACUCCUCCGAAUUCAGGACAUCAACCGGGUCUGCAGCGGCUUCUGCGGAUGGUACGCAGCCGACGAAGCCCCCCUACUCAUACAUUGCACUCAUCACCAUGGCCAUUCUACAGAGCCCGCACAAGCGCCUCACGCUCAGCGGCAUCUGCGCCUUCAUCAGCGGUCGUUUUCCCUACUACCGCCGCAAGUUCCCCGCCUGGCAGAACAGCAUCCGCCACAACCUCUCGCUCAACGACUGCUUCGUCAAGAUUCCCCGCGAGCCAGGACACCCGGGAAAGGGCAACUACUGGAGCCUGGACCCCGCCUCCCAAGACAUGUUCGACAAUGGCAGCUUCCUUCGGCGCAGGAAGCGCUUCAAGCGCCACCACCAGCCCCCGGUGGCCCACCUGCACCACCCCUUCCCCCUGCCGGCUGCAUCCGCCGCCCUGCACGGCCCCUACACAGGCAUGCUGCUUGGGCCUCCGACCCCUUCGCAGCCGGUCCUCGGGGCCUAUUCUGCUCCCACUUCCGCGAGCCGCCCUUGCGCACUGCUGCAUCCUCACCCCCUCCGCUACCUGCUUCUCUCUGCCCCAGCCUACGCUGAGUCGCCCAGGAAAGCUGAAGGCGAGGAUCUGAUGACCCCUGGCACCCUUUCGGCGCUUCAACCCACGCUGGAUUCCCAACCUUGGGAAGAGGGCAAGGGACCGGCGUCCCAGUCAGGAGGCAGAUGCACCUCCUUUAGCAUCGAGAGUAUCAUGCAAGGAGUCCGGGGAGCUAGUUCUGGCGCUGUGCAGAAUCUGCCCCCGCCCCCGUGGGGCUACUACCACCUGCUGCAGCGCCCGUCGUGCCUGUUGCAUCCCCAAGCUGCUGCCCCUUUGCUCCACGUGUCCGCCGCCGCCGCAUCCGCUGCCCGGACGAUUUUGCAGCAGCAGCAACAGCAGCAGGACUGUGCCAGCGGCUGCGCUCCCAGCAAGGGCGCUCUGCUGGGCCGGCACCUGUCCGCCACCGCGGCGUUACUGGCUUGUCAGCCGGGAGCAGAGGGCCCUAGGUUUAGGUCGCUGGUCGCCCUUUCCGGCAGAGAGGGGACCUCGUCUGCCUUUUGAGUAGCAUCCACAGCUUGCCAGGUGCCAGCUCCUCGGGAAGGACCGGGAACCAAGCCGGAGGGCGGAGCCACCCAAGGUUAUGCUCUCCUCCCAGUCUGCUCUGGCACACUCCACCUUGCAUAGCCUGGACCUGGUGCGUGCAUCUUUAUUCCGAAGAGGAGAAACCACUAAAUUCUGUUCACAACGAAAUUUCUAGAAAGGAAAAUUUGGUUACUGUUCCCUUAAGACAACAUGAAGGUAAACGUCCGACAGCGUCAUCAAGGCUCACCUUUUAAAGAAAACUUCCAGUUGUGACUUCCAAGCCUUUUCCGAUUUGCACAUUUCCAGAGGAACUAUGAACGUGAGUGGGACAUUUUGUUCUAGCAUUAAAAGAAAAACAAUGAAAAUAAAUUGUCCAGUGCACAACAUGUGCCCCCACCCCUGUCUUCGCUGCAAGUAUUAUUCCCAAGUCCAGUGCAGAAUGCGUGUGCCCUUUAUGUCUUCCUGAAAUCGAUGUGUAAUAUAAGUAGAAUUUUAAUUUCAGAGGUUUUAUUCCUGAUUUGUGUGUCUGAUGUGCACAGAGGUGUUAAAAUUAAACCUAAUUAUAUAGACUAAAUAAAGUGCUAAAUCAUUACACGAUAUUGCUUAUUUGAUAUUCUCAUUAUUCGCUUUCUAAAUGAAACAUUUUAAAACGUAGUUCUUUCCUCCCAAUUAAACAAUUUUUGUUUUACAAUUCAUAUUCAUUAUAGACAUAGGAAACAAUCCAUUUUCAAAAUGGUUUUUAAAACUUUAGAAAAUUUGAAGUUGAAAAAAUUCUGCCUUUUAAAUUUUGGGAUUUAGUAUUUAUGAAACCUAUAGAUUAAAAAUAAUUGGAGAAAAAUCCAUGUUCUCCAUAUUCUCCAUUUAUUUUUCAUCUUUCUAAAGCAUUGAUUGUUGUCUUGAAUAAAUGGAAGGACGAUCUGAAAUGUAGUGGCCAAAAUUUAUGGAGGAAAAUAAAAGGCAAUUAAAAAAUUAGAAAUCUCAAAACUAGGGCUCAGAAAAAAGGGAAAUAUUAAAUGAAGC
Sus scrofa (pig) is the source of this 2768-nucleotide messenger RNA. Lineage: Eukaryota; Metazoa; Chordata; Mammalia; Artiodactyla; Suidae. The record is from RefSeq and is a predicted model, not a curated record.